Messenger RNA from Metopolophium dirhodum (rose-grain aphid), 1447 nucleotides. RefSeq lists its product as uncharacterized. Gene Ontology annotation, molecular function: olfactory receptor activity; odorant binding. The record is from RefSeq and is a predicted model, not a curated record. The transcript has 4 exons. NCBI's taxonomy places the organism in Eukaryota, Metazoa, Arthropoda, Insecta, Hemiptera, Aphididae. The coding region runs from base 7 to 1215 and encodes 402 amino acids. Gene Ontology annotation, cellular component: plasma membrane. Gene Ontology annotation, biological process: detection of chemical stimulus involved in sensory perception of smell; sensory perception of smell.
CCCAUCAUGAAAACGUCGGAGAAUAUUACGGCACGAAAAAUGUCCGUUUACUGGCUGACGUUAUUGCUUUUGAACGGAAUAUACGUGUAUCCGGGCCAUGGCGGCAAUAGAGUCGGACGUAUCGCGGCCGCGGCUUACCCGUGGAUCAUAUGCGCGUUCUGGGCGUUCAUUACAACGUCGGUGACCACGUCGCUGGCCUUGCGGGCCACCAGUUACGAGGAGGCGGUUGAGAUGCUGACGUACAUCACCGGCUCGUCGUCCACGUUGGCGCUGUUCGCCAUCGGCGUGCGCAACCGGCCCGGGCUGCACCGGAUGCUGGACGCGGUGCGGCGCGACUUCUGGGACGACGGGCGCCGGCCGGCCGCGGACGUGCUGUUCUCGCGGUUCGUGCGCACUUAUGGCGCCGUUUUGCCGAUCGCCAACGUGAUGAUGUGCAUGACGCCCGUCGUCUGGGCGGCCCGCAACGGCGACAUCCACUCGCCGGCCGCACUCAUAUUCCGCAUGUGGACGCCGUGGACGCGGCUGACGACCGCCCGGUACGCCGUUGUGUACGCCGCCCAGUUUGUCGUCUCGCUGAGCGUGCUGACCAGCAUCUCGGGCAUGGUGUUCGCCAUGGUGCUGUUCGUCACCGAGAUGCAGGUGCAGGUGGAUACUCUCGUCGACGCUGUUCAAGAUCUGCACGUGGACAUGUGGUACGGCGACGGCGAUGGCCGCCCGGACGCGCACCCUGACCGGCGCCGCCGUGCCGCGUUUGACGGUCUAGUCAGGUGCAUAAAACACCAUCAGGCGCUCAUCACGUACUUCAAUCAUUUCAAAUCAUAUUUUAAUUUGUUAUUCAUUGUCGAUAUUCUAUAUAUCAUGGUGAUGACAUGUUUAUGUGCUAGCAGCGUGUUAAUGGCCAAUGGGUUUUCAGCGUUUCAUAUAAAAAUGAUGUCUCUUCUCGUAAUAGUGGUGUCUCAAUUCUUCUUCUAUUGCUUGAUUGGCGAACAAUUUUCGACAAUGAACCAACAAAUCGGAGAUUGCGUCUAUUUCAAAUUAGUGAAAUGCAAGGAUUCAAUGUUGUCUCGGGCUGGCCUUUUGAUAAUUCUGAGAACACAAAAACCGUUACAAUUAACUGCGAUGGGUAUCACCACGUACACAGCUUCGCUGUUCACAUUUACAGUUACGAUGAGGUCUGCUUACGCGGGACUCAAUGUGCUCUACAAUUCUUCAUAAAAUACCAUUAAAUUUCCACAGCCAUGCACUUAUAUUUUUUUUGUAAAUCGAAAUUCGAUAUAAAAAAACCUACCAAUCAAAACGGGUACAAGUGGUUUUUUUUGUGAUUUAAAUGCUUUUACAACUACAGUCGUAGUAUUUAAUAACGAUUAAAAUAUGUAUAAGUAAUAACAAAGCCGAAUAGCAAUAUUAACAAAAAACGAUGUUACUGUAUAGCGUUACCUACUGUUAA